UGUGGAGGAGAAAGACUAGAGGAACUCUGGCAGCGAGCUAAGCAGGACAUGGAAUCAGAAGAUAUCCUUGACCAGUUAGCUGACAACCCAACAGAGGUUGUGCGCAAGAUUUCUGACUACUCAUGGCGGCUUCAAGGGCUCAGUGAGAGUAUGGGUGGGGACCAAGGAUCACUAACUUCCCAGAGUUCCAGCACAAGUUCCCAGACUGGUCUCAUCUCAGCAGCCCUCUCUCACCAUCCCCUCUCUAACACUUCACUCACACCCACCACUAAUGCUACCACCCAGGUUAUAAAUGGUCCAGAAAUGGGAAUGCCACGAUGUGGUUCCUUAGACUCAUUACGUGAUGGUUCACAUAUACCCAUGAUGAUGGUAGUGAUUUGCUGAGCGCCAUCACUGCCACAUUUGAGGAGAAGAUGAGAAGCCUUCAGGAGUCUCCCUUGGGUUUGGUGACUCCUUUGUCAGAGGACGCCACCCCUAGCCCAUCCACCUCCCCUGAGGCAGGUCAGCCAAAUGACUGUACCACCAGAGGGAAAUCAGAGUGUCGUCUAUACCGCAUCCUUCCCUGCACCGCCGCCGCACUAAUCCCCGUAAUCCCUCUGCCAACACUAGCACAAACUCCACUGCUGUCAACACCACUCCCACCACUACCAUAUCU
Messenger RNA from Penaeus vannamei (Pacific white shrimp), 655 nucleotides. NCBI's taxonomy places the organism in Eukaryota, Metazoa, Arthropoda, Malacostraca, Decapoda, Penaeidae. The record is from RefSeq and is a predicted model, not a curated record.